This is a messenger RNA of Lolium rigidum, 1353 nucleotides long. RefSeq lists its product as uncharacterized. The record is from RefSeq and is a predicted model, not a curated record. The transcript has 4 exons. NCBI's taxonomy places the organism in Eukaryota, Viridiplantae, Streptophyta, Magnoliopsida, Poales, Poaceae. Bases 328 to 1113 code for a protein of 261 amino acids.
GAGCGCGCGCCGACGGAAUCAACAAGUUCAUCAGCAGCCUGCUGCUCCUCCGAGACCCGGGCGCAGCGCUAGACGAGGUCGAGCUCGAGUUCACCUACGAGCCAUCUGGCGACGACCGUGCGUCGUACGUACCCCAACAUCUGGAUCCGGCACGCUCUGCUGCGCCAGGCUCGGGCGCUCUCUGUCACUCUGUGUGGCGAGUACAACCUCGUGUUCAACGUCCCUCCUCUCGUCUCCAGGCAUCUGCGGAAACUGGAGCUCAGCUAUCUGGACUUCAACGGCAACGUUCUUGAUUUCUCAAGCUGUCCGUCCCUGGAGGUUCUGGACAUGACGGAAUGCAUCGUAGGAACCAGCAAGAUUUCGUCCCAUUCACUCAAGCGGCUGCGCAUGCAAUAUUGCUCUUUCUGCCAUGAUGAUGUCCGGACUCGUAUCUCUGUCCCGAGUCUCGCUGACCUGCAGCUCGAGUCUUUCCAUGGCAGAGCUCCAAUGCUUGAAACCAACACAUCAUUGAAAACCGCAUUUGUCUCUCCUUGCUCUGUAGAUGAACGCUGUCGAGAAGGCGAUUCUAACGAAUGUUGUGCUACUUGUGCUAAAUGUUGUGGUAAUGACGAUGACCAUCCCAACGGCUGUGUGCUUCUUGGAGGUUUGUCCACCGCAACACAUUUGAAGUUGAUAACAGAAUCUCCUGGACAGUUUAUUUUCAGAAGGGAUUUGAAAUGGUGUCCCACAUUUGUUAAGUUGAAGAAACUAUUUCUGGAUGAUUGGUGUGUGGAAGCUGACCUCUGUGCACUAGUUUGCAUGCUUGAGCAUUCACCAAUCCUUGAGCAGCUAACACUUCAAUUGAGUAAAGGACCUGAACGUACUUUGGAAAGGGAGCAAAAAUAUGGUCUGAUGGAGAAAUCAACCUCUGUAUCACAGCACCUUAAGACGGUCAAUGUGAAAUGUCACGAGGUUGAUCUGAGAGUCUCCAAAAUUUUGAAGUUCUUGAGUACAUUUGACAUAGAUAUUACUAUCGAAAAGAAAGGAAAAAUUAUUCCGUUUGAAGAGGUGGUGACAGACUUUGGGCUGUCGGUGGACAUACCACCCCAUGACCAGUCAGGAGUGCAAGGUUGAAGCUUGCUGCUGUCUUUUGUCCACAGCAAACUUACAAAUGGCAAUGCAAAUCUAUUCAGGCUGGAAUAAUUACAUUACUUUGAAUGCAGUUUUCUUAAAGGUAGAACGGGUGAAAAGUGAUUCUCAUUUCUUACUAUGUCUGGGUUAUUGCAAGUCGUAGUUUCAUACACAGAUUGAUUGAAAGAACGUCAGGUUGCAUUAUUGGAGAAGUGAAAUAAACUAAAAGAGGUGUUGCAAUGA